UAGGGAGUGACGCUGGAGUCUUCUGUUCCUUGUCAAGUUUUUUUUGCUGAUCUGAUGUGGUUUGAAACAGAACAUGUGGGAGGCGAGAGCUGCACCUAGACCGAACAGAGGGAGAUUGGGCCUGAGGUUUUUCAGUUCACGGGGUCUGUAGCAGCUCACACUUGCAACCCCGCUUAUUUUUUUACACAUGUCCGUACGACACAAAAGAGCCCAUUUCAGCCGACUGGUUCACAAAGCAAUUCAUCUCCCCGCUAUUCUUCUUGCAUUUUUAUCAACUCCCUGUAGAUUCCACAACAGUACUUGGGAUAAUUUACUGUGGCCAAUUAACUUUUCCAUCUCCACAUCUGGGAUAUGGGAAGAAAGCGGAUCAUCUGGGAGAAACCUACACCGGCCUAUUUUAACUGUGUUAACACCGUUAGGUAGGGGUGGCCGAACAAUACGAGACAAAGAGUGGGAAUGAUGGACAGAUAGUCAAAUAGCAGGAAUUGACGAGAGAACUUUACAACAAUUUCGCGUGUUGAGAAUGAUUCGGAUAAUUUGUCAAAUUAUAUAUAAAACAGUUUUGUGAAGCAUAUUCAGAUUGGCAAAGAUGGCAAGUAAUCCCUCGGUGGCUAUGCUCAGUAAAGUCAUUGAACAGCAGAUGCUGCAAACAACAGAAAUUGUUGAACAGCAUUUAGAUGCUGAGAUUGAAAAAUAUGAAAAGAUGGAUGGAGAUGAACUGGAGAAACUCCGAGAAAGAAGACUUGAAUCAUUGAAGAAAGCACAACAUCAGAAACAGGAAUGGCUAUCAAAAGGCCAUGGUGAAUACAGGGAGAUUCCCAGUGAAAAAGAUUUUUUUCAGGAGGUUAAGGAGAGUAAAAAUGUGGUUUGCCACUUUUAUAGAGAUACCACAUUUAGAUGCAAGAUAGUAGACAAGCAUUUGACUGUUCUGGCUAAAAAACAUAUUGAAACCAAGUUCAUCAAAUUAAAUGCAGAAAAAGCUCCUUUCCUUUCUGAGAAAUUACGAAUCAAAAUAAUUCCAACAAUGGUCUUGGUGAAAGAUGGGAAAGCAAAAGAUUACAUUGUUGGGUUUGAUGACCUUGGUUGCACAGAUAAUUUCACUACAGAAACUUUGGAAUGGAGAUUGGGAUGUGCUGCCAUCAUUAACUACAGCGGAAAUUUGAUGGACCCACCUUUCCAGAUGCAAAAAAAAUGUGGAAGCGUCACAAAGAUGGAGAAAAGGACAAUUAGAGGAAAGAACAAUGAUUCUGAUUCAGAUGAUGAUUAGAUUGCUAAGCAUAUUUCUUAAUCCACACAAUCUUUUAUUCUUAUGUAUUGUUAAAUUUUGAUUUCAUUAAUUUUCAUAGCCCAAUAAAAAAUUAUUGCAAUGCAAAUUAGUGACUUGGAGAAUGU
Mobula hypostoma (lesser devil ray) is the source of this 1392-nucleotide messenger RNA. RefSeq names its product thioredoxin domain containing 9 (gene txndc9). The transcript is spliced from 5 exons. Bases 590 to 1267 code for a protein of 225 amino acids. NCBI's taxonomy places the organism in Eukaryota, Metazoa, Chordata, Chondrichthyes, Myliobatiformes, Myliobatidae. Gene Ontology annotation, cellular component: cytoplasm. The record is from RefSeq and is a predicted model, not a curated record. Gene Ontology annotation, biological process: microtubule cytoskeleton organization.